UUUCAGGAAGAGCAUCUUCACUGACUCAGUACGUCGUUGACAACAACAGGGACCGAACUAAAUAAUAACAACGGCUGUCUGUCAGCUACAUUUUGGUUAUACAAAUUACCAUUGUAGCUGUCCGGGAUUCAUACGUUCACGGGUCAGACAAAUGAAGUGACCGACAGGAUAUGAUGUCAUCAUUCCAAGUGGUGGGUUCGUCCCCCAAUAGCAGUGUUGGCGUGAUGGAAACGUCUAAUUUUGCUCACGUCAUCUUUCAGAACGUGGGGAAGAGCUUCCUCCCCCAGGCUCCGCUGGAAUGUUGCUAUACCCUGACCCCCUACCUCACCCCCAAUCCCAAAGAUUGGGUGGGCAUCUUUAAGGUGGGCUGGAGCACAGCCAGGGACUACUACACCUUCCUCUGGUCUCCCAUGCCAGAGGACUAUGAACCUGGGAGCACCGUACACAGGACCGUGGUGUUCCAAGGCUACUAUGUUCCCAAGAGUGACGGGGAGUUCUACCAGUUCUGCUACGUCACCCACACGGGGGAUAUCCGCGGCGCCAGCACGCCCUUCCUGUUCCGCCCGGCCACGCCUACCGAGGAGCUGCUCACCGUCACCGAGGACGACAGCAACUCCGACAUCCUGGUGGUCACCACUAAGAGCGGCCUGCUGGAGGAGGCACAGCAGGAGCGGCGGGAGCUGCUGAAAGCCAUGCACCUCCUGCAGGAGGAGAAGAAGCUGCUGCUGGAGGAGCAGAGGCGUCUGGCCAGGGAGAGGGAGCUGGAGAGGGAGACCUGCAGCCUGCUGCGCACCCACAACCAGGAGCUGCUGCGCUCCUCCCAGGGCCUGUGUGAGGAGCGGGAGGACGUGAGGAGGAGGCUGCAGGCGGCCACGGAGCGCGUGCGCCAGCUGGAGGAAGACCUGCUGGGCGUCACCCAGAGAGGCCUGCAGAAGGAGACCGAGCUGGACUGCAUCAGAGAUCGUCUGAAGAAGCUGCUGGUGGAGAGGGACACCCUGGAGAGCCAGCUGAAGAACGAGAAGGACGAGAGAGAUCUCUACAAGGCCCACCUGCGCAGCACAGAGCUGGAGAACACCAAGCUGAGUGCUGAGCUGCAGAUGCUGAAGGCGGUGGAGCUGAACAGGGAGGUGACCAUCGCUCAGUUCCAGGAGGAGCUGGAGCGCCUCCGGUCUUGCGUGGCCCAGAGAGACAGCCUGGAGAAGGAGCUCAGCACACACACUGCAGACCAGUGCGCACGGCAGGCGGAGGUGGGCCGCCUGGGCGAGCAGCUGCGCCAGGCUGAGGAGCAGCUCCAGGCCUCCCGCCAGCAGGCGGCCAUGUUGGCGUCGGAGCUGCGCGACUCCACCAGCGCCCGCGACCGCACCAUGACGGAGCUGUACCGCGCCCGCCUGGAGGCCGAUGCCCUGCGCGCCAGCCUGGCCGACGCACAGGCCGAGUGCCAGCGCAUGGAGACGCAGCUGGACCGCAUGAGGAGCGCCGCCCAGCAGGAAGUGGGCGUGGGCACCUCGUCGGAGGGCGUGGUGUCGGAGGUGGAGGCGGAGCUCCAGCGGGAGGUGGAGGAGCUGAAGCUCCGCCUCCACAUGGCAGCCGAGCACUACAAGGAGAAGUACCGGGAGUGUCAGAGGCUGCGCCGGCAGGUGGCCAAGCUCAGCGAGGCUCAGGGGGAGUCCAAAAGAAAUCCUGGGGCUUUUACCCUACAGGAGACACUUACUCCCAGUCCGGAGUCACCAACAAGAGGGAGCCUGGCUGUUGCUGUGCUCCAAGGAAUGACUGAGAAGACCUGCGCUCCUGAACACGACACGGAAGAGGCGCUCACACACACCGACACACACUCCGACACACACACAGAGGAGGAGGAUAGACAGGGCGCCGGGGUUGGAGAGGCGGAGAGGAAGGGGCGGGGAGGAGAGGAGGUGGGAAGAGGCAUGAGUGGAGGAGAGGCGAGGGGGAAAGAAGGGAACGUGGAGAAGGAAGAGAGGCACGAAAGAAGCGUGGGAGAGGAGAGCUUGAGGAUGGGGAGUUGGGUGGAGGUGGAGAACGAGACCAAGAGCGCGGAGGAGAACGACGAAGGAAGGGGCGUGGUGGAGGAUGAGGACGGGAGGAGCGUGGAGGAGGAGGAGGAGGAGGAGGAGGUGGAGGGAAGCAGCGUGGAGGAGGAGGAGGAGGUGGAGGGGAGGAGCGUGGAGGAGGUGGAGAAAGAACAGACGCGCUCGGUGGAGGAGGAGCUGGCAAGCAUGGAGGAGAAGUGGAAGGAGCAGUGUGCCAUCAACGAGACCCUCAAGCAACGUCUAGCCAAUGAGGAGGAGCGCUUCAGAAUCCACAUGGCCGAGCGGGCCGGCGAGGUGACAGAGCUGAAGCACAAGCUGGCUCAGGCCCUCAGAGACAAGGAGAAGCUCCAGGAGGAACUGCAGCAGUGUCUGGACAGACAGAGGGAGCGUGAGGCAGAGGGGUCAGAGGUCAAGCAGCCCGUGGUGCUACGCUACCCCCUGCCCUACCCCCAGGACCCCUCCCCACCCCCACUGGUGCCACACAGGCCUGCAGAGCUGCAGUACGGCAACCCCUACUCUGCUGACAGCACCCGAGACGGAGCAGAUGGCGCCCUCUCCCCUGAGCAGAUGCCCCGGCCCCCCCCGGAGGCCCCUACCUGCGGCCCCCCCGCCUCGGCCCCGGGGGCCACCUGGGACAGGGGGGUGGUCUGCAUCCAGCCCUCCCGCAGCAUGAGCCCCCCCGACGGCCUGGAGCACCCCCCAGAGGAGCCCCGCAACGUCGGUGACGGGGCUCAGCCAGCGUGCAAUCACCAAGCUGGCCGACACAACGAAGGAAGGGGCAGCUUCUGCUUUGACUCCAGCGGGGCGGUGCACAAGCGCUGCCCGCUGUGCGAGGUGAUCUUCCCACCGCACUUUGAGCAGCGCAGCUUCGAGCAGCACGUGGAGAGCCACUGGAAGGUGUGUCCCGUCUGCGCCCAGCAGUUCCCCCUCGACUGCCAGCAGCAGCUCUUCGAGAGGCACGUGCUCACGCACUUUGACGGCCACGUGCUCAACUUCGACAACAUCGAGUAGAGCGAGGGGGAGGGGGGGCGAGGGGGUGGGGGGGGGUGUCGGUUUGAAUCCAAUAAACGGGUCAAAGUAUUGCAGUUGUUGGGUUUAGUAUGUUUGAGGUCUAAGACCAACUUGAUUUCAAAACCCAGUCCAAAAUCUACUUUGUUGAAGACUUAGAAAGGGUCAGAGUGAUUACAGGUGGAUGUAGACAAGAUGGUGAUGGCUCCACCAACCUCUGAACCAGGGCUAGAAGGGACUAGCAUUCUUUUUUAGGCCAGGCUCUUGGCGGGAGCUUCUUGGGUUUUCGUCUCAUGAUUAUGAUGUCAUCUUUCUGCUUCUGGAGAUGCUAGCGUUAUUCACCACUGCAUGUGUUUAGUAUCUGUGUAGGAUUCACCUGUUAAUACCAGUCAGUCAAGUCUGUCAGCACUUUCCAAACUUAGCUUCUUGAUUUUCCUGUUACAGCCGUGUCUGUGGGCCACACAGGUAUUAGCAGGCAGGGGACCCUUGCAACACAAGGUCAAAGAUGCUGUAUUUAGUACUCCAUGGCUGGUGGGGGUUGUAGUCUUGGGUGACUUCCAAGCCAUUAAACUGUAUAGAGAGCCUACCUAAAAACUACAAAUGUUGAGCAAAGAUGUCCGACUUUUUUUUUAAGGAGGGGAUGAAAAGAAGGAAAUAGCACUAGGUUUUAGUUUAUAUCUGCACUAAAGAUGCUUUAUUCUGAAUGUAAUGUAUAUAUGAGAUGUAUAAUUUAUGAAGAAAAAUGUGUGAAAUACUGUUGUGACCCCCCCCUCCUCUUCUCAGUGUGUUCCCUCAUGUUUUAGUAAUGACAGAAUUAUGGACCAAUGAUGUUUUACUUCCUGGUGUAUUCUAAAGUCCUCCCCUGGAGUGUUACCCACAGUUGAUUGGAGGAGAGGUAUUUGAAAAUAUAUUUGCAAGCUGAAAAUCACUGCUAUGGACCAUACCAUUAUGUAACCACCACUCUCAUCUAGAAUGUAAAAAUUAGAUGAACAGUCGUGUUCUUUCCCUUUUGUGCAGGUCCAUGUCCGUCUGGCCAGGUGUGUAUGUGUGUGUGUGUGUGUGUCUUUGAGUUUCUCUUCUGUGUGAGGUACUUUAUCUGUUCACCAUCAGUCAGAUAUUUUCCUGUCAUUUGAAUGUGGCUACACAGUGCUGUAAUUAGAUUUCACAUUUACACUCAUAAUUCUAGACUCUGUGUGUGUGUGUGUGUCGGUCUUACCUCUCCAGACAUUCCCUUCUAUGUAAGGAUGUAUGUGUUGGUUUGAAUGUGCAUAUCUAAAAAGAUCUUUAGGAAAUAAAGAAUGCUUGU
Messenger RNA from Hypomesus transpacificus, 4362 nucleotides. RefSeq names its product tax1-binding protein 1 homolog. The record is from RefSeq and is a predicted model, not a curated record. The transcript is spliced from 17 exons. Bases 171 to 3059 code for a protein of 962 amino acids. NCBI's taxonomy places the organism in Eukaryota, Metazoa, Chordata, Actinopteri, Osmeriformes, Osmeridae.